Molecule: messenger RNA, 810 nt
Organism: Sorex fumeus (smoky shrew)
Lineage: Eukaryota; Metazoa; Chordata; Mammalia; Eulipotyphla; Soricidae
Gene: ARPP19
Product: cAMP regulated phosphoprotein 19
Exons: 3
Coding region: 97-438 (113 amino acids)
Cellular component (GO): cytoplasm
Molecular function (GO): protein phosphatase inhibitor activity
Source: RefSeq, a predicted model, not a curated record
GGGCGGGCGGGCGGGCGGCGGUGGGGCCUCGGGAGGCCUCGGCCACCCGGUCAUCGUCUCGGGUCCCGGCGCGUGGCCUGCGGAGGGGGCAGCAGCAUGUCCGCGGAGGGCUCGGAGGCGGCGUCCGCCGAGGAGCAGAAGGAAAUGGAAGAUAAAGUGACUAGUCCAGAGAAAGCUGAAGAAGCAAAAUUAAAAGCAAGAUACCCUCAUCUAGGACAAAAACCUGGAGGUUCAGAUUUCUUAAGGAAACGACUACAAAAAGGGCAAAAAUAUUUUGAUUCUGGGGAUUAUAACAUGGCUAAGGCAAAAAUGAAGAACAAGCAACUUCCUGCUGCUGCAACCCCGGAUAAGGCAGAGGUCACCGGUGACCACAUCCCCACUCCACAGGACCUCCCUCAGCGGAAACCAUCUCUUGUUGCUAGCAAGCUGGCUGGCUGAUUAAAAGAGCUGAACUGCAUGAACCUCAUUCCUAUUGUUUCUUUUUUGAUGUUCCUUCUCUUUUUCCUUUUAUUCACUAAGUCAUUUGCGAGUGACAGUUUCAUAGGUAGUGGUAGUAUGUGUGCUGCUGUAUAAGGGAAUAUACACGUGUCACGUUUUGAUUAGUUUAACAGUGCACUGAUGGAAAAGGGUAUGUUAGCAACGUGAAGUAAGCUACUGGAAAGUAAUUGUAUAUAUUCCCUGACUCCUAGUCUAGGACUGGUUCCAACAAGUAACAAGCAAGUUUUACAGUUCUAAUGUUUUGGCUUUCUUCUUUAUCUUCAUAAUAACUUUAUAUGUUAUUCCUACCUAAUAUAACCUGUACGACAUUGA